ACUAUAGAUAUAGUAUAUUUUUCACAUAAACAAAUAAUACGCAAUUAAUGAGCAAAUAAACGUUUACUUAAAUAAUAAAUUUCUCAAAAAAUAUUUAUAAAAAUAAUAUUUAAAAUCUGGUUAUUUUUUGUUUACAAAACAAUAAUUGAAUUAUUGUAAAUUUCUACUCGAUUUCAAAUUGACGCGCUGCCAUAAAAUGACCAAAUCAACGCAAAAUAAAAUAAUAACUCACGACUUCUUGUUAACAAUAGAAGAUAAUUAUCAUGAAUGGCUCGAUUCCCAUCGCAUUAAAUUAUUAGAUCCAGACUCAUGUGGAGAAUUUUAUAUUUCAGUAAAAUUGGGUAAAUUGAGCAGUUUGGAUGUCAAAGUAACAAAAACGUUCGAUAAAUCGGCAAUGGCAAUUAUCGAGUUACAAACGAACGGAAUGUUCUGUCACGUAAAAGAUGUCCCUGAUUGGAAGGAGUCUUGUAAUUUUAAUAUCGACUUCCCAUACUAUUACUUGCAAUACUCUAAUGCUGAACUAAAUGAUAAUUUUAAAUAUUACCUGAGUAUUAAAUGCAAAAUAAUCUGGUUCGGAUUCAAAGACGAAUUGGUGGCUUCAAAUUUGUAUCGAGAUAUGAAACAAUUUCUCAUAAAUAUCGAAUGCAGUGACGUCGUCGUGCAAAUAAAGAACCGGCAAUUUCCGAGCCAUAAAAAAAUUUUAGUAUCACAAAGCCCAGUUUUGAAGUCAAUGCUGAUGACGACUACGAAGAAGUUCAGAAAAAAAUAUAUCAAGUUACCAAAAAUUGACACGGAAACAGCAGAAGAAUUAUUCCUGUUUUUGUACACCGGAAAAGUCGACAAAGCCAACGAUGAUUUUGAACUGGCGGUCAAAUUGUUUGAAGUCGCGAAAGAUUAUCAGAUAUCUGGAUUAAUUAAUUUAUGCGGAUUAUUACUCAGUGAUAAAAUAACAAGAGAGAAUGUAAUAAAUUUACUAAAAUUAGUUGAAGAUCAGAAAGAAGACGAUGUAUUUAUUUUACAGCAACGCGCGAUUGCGUUUAUUUGGAACAAUCGCAGAGAAAUUCUCACACUGGAUAAUUUUAAAGAGUCGUGUAAAUUUAUACCCCAGUCGUUAUUCAAAAUCAUUGAAAAAGUCAUCGACUAAAA
Molecule: messenger RNA, 1146 nt
Organism: Microplitis mediator
Lineage: Eukaryota; Metazoa; Arthropoda; Insecta; Hymenoptera; Braconidae
Exons: 2
Coding region: 197-1144 (315 amino acids)
Biological process (GO): proteasome-mediated ubiquitin-dependent protein catabolic process; regulation of proteolysis
Cellular component (GO): cytoplasm
Molecular function (GO): ubiquitin protein ligase binding
Source: RefSeq, a predicted model, not a curated record